CAGAAGUAUUGGUUUUUAUGUCUUUUCCCAUCCCUAGUUAUUUAGCCCUAAAUAAUGAUCAAUGGCUAUUUUCUUUCUAUAUGAGAACAACUAGAGAACCAAAAAUAUAUCAGCCAAAAAUCAGCCAAAAUGUGUUUGGGUUCCAUGAAAAACUGGAUUUUGGUUUGUGCUCCGUGAUCUCAGGAGCGGUUUUCAAACAUAUUAUUCAAAAAGUAAUUUUAAUUAAAUGGUUUUGUUUAUUUUUUGGCUGGUCACAUUUUGGUUCCAUAUAUUUUUACUUCUGAGAACAUAUCAAAGGAAUAGUUAAUUGUCACAUGUUUGAAGUAAGUUAGAAAACCAUGGAAUUGAAUUUGUUACAUGCAAUAACUAGUGGAUGGAUUUAUUAUUUAACUCUUAUUUUGCAAGAACCAUAUUCUCCAAGUCAAAUGGUUUUGCAAAUAAAAGAAGGGGCUUCUUCAAUUUAUGAUGAUAACAACGAUACAGAAGGUAGUGCAAGUGAUGAUAACAAAGAGACACCAUAUUUAUUAGCAGCGAAGCAUGGUAUCAUUGAAAUGGUGACCGAGAUUCAACAAAGAAUACCUAGUGUUAUCCAUAUCACCAACGCAGAGAAUCAAAAUGUGUUGCUUGUGGCAGUGAAAAAUAGGCAACCGCAAGUUGUUCUGGAACUGAAAAAGCAAUUACCAAAAGAAGUCUGGGAACACUUAGUUAUUGGAGUGGAUGAUGAUGAAAACACAUUGCUGCACUUGGCAGCUCAGGGUUUAGAAGAAGCCAAGUCUUGGAAAGUAGCUAGCCAUGCCAUGCAACUGAUGUGGGAUAUCAAGUGGUAUCAGUACAUAAAAGAAAUUGUGCCAAGACAUUUCCACAACAGAAGCAACAACGAAAGCAAAACGGCUGUAGAUAUAUUCAAUACGACACACGAGGGGCUCAUCAAAAACGCUAGCGAGUGGCUGAAAGAAACAUCGGAAUCUUGCUCCGUGGUGGCGGUGCUUGUGGCCGGUGUUUCCUUUGCCACAGCUGGUAAUGUCCCCGGAGGCUACGAUAAUGGCGGCGAGGCAACACUAGGGGGACAACCUGCAUUCGAGGUAUUCGCCAUGGCUUCUCUGGUUGGACUGUGUUUCUCCGUCACUGGACUCAUCAUGUUCCUUUCCAUCCUCACUUCAAGACAGGUUGCCAUUGGUUUUCGAAGUAUCUUGCCCAAGAAACUCCUUAUAGGGCUGAGUUCUUUGUUUCUUUCUAUCAUAACCAUGUUCGUAUCUUUUUGCUCUGCUCAUUUCUUUCUUGUUAACCACAAUAAGUACAAAUCAAUCAUAUUCCCUUUAUACGCCGCCACUUCCAUACCCGUCGCUUUCUAUGCCUUUGAGCAGUUUCCACUCUACUUUCAUCUUCUCAGUGUUAUUUUUGCUACAGUUCCAACCACAAUUAAGGCAGGUGAACUUCUCUGAAACAAAUCCAGCUCCAAAUUUUAAUAUAGGUCGUCAUAAAACCACUUUUCAAACUGAUCCUAAUUUGAUUAGAGUUCAACACUUUGUUUUU
Arachis ipaensis is the source of this 1533-nucleotide messenger RNA. The record is from RefSeq and is a predicted model, not a curated record. Lineage: Eukaryota; Viridiplantae; Streptophyta; Magnoliopsida; Fabales; Fabaceae.